This is a messenger RNA of Centruroides sculpturatus (bark scorpion), 897 nucleotides long. Its product is annotated as cell division cycle 7-related protein kinase-like. Gene Ontology annotation, cellular component: nucleus. The record is from RefSeq and is a predicted model, not a curated record. NCBI's taxonomy places the organism in Eukaryota, Metazoa, Arthropoda, Arachnida, Scorpiones, Buthidae. The coding region runs from base 127 to 870 and encodes 247 amino acids. Gene Ontology annotation, molecular function: ATP binding; protein serine/threonine kinase activity. Gene Ontology annotation, biological process: mitotic DNA damage checkpoint signaling; protein phosphorylation. The transcript is spliced from 5 exons.
UAUGUUUUAGUAGAUUUUGGUCUGGCUCAACGUUUGAGUUCUUCAAGAUCAAAAGAAAAUUGUGUCGAAGAGGUCAUAAAGAAAAAAAGGAAAAGAACAGAAAAUCAAGAAAAUGAAAAUUUGAAAAUGAAAUCGCCGAGUAAAAAACGUCAAGUAAUGCAUGAUGUCAGCAAUACAUUCCUUCCUCUGUCACAAGUAAUGCAAGAGGUCGGCAAUAAUCAACUUUCUCAGUUGUGUUCACUUCAGGAUACAAAAAAGUUUCAAACUCAUCCAAAAUUAAACAGAACAUUAUUUGUUCAUAGCUUUGACAGUAAAACUACUAAAAUGAAUUGUAGUAAAACAAAUGAUAUGGUAAAAAAUAGAUGUUCUUGUUAUGGAAAACAGGAAGUGUGCAAAAUCUGUUUAAAUAGACCUCCAGAAAUUGCACCACGUGCUGGGACUCCAGGAUUUAGAGCACCAGAAGUCCUUUUGAAGUAUCAAAGUCAGACAACAGCCGUUGACAUGUGGGCAGCUGGUGUGAUAUUCUUGUCGUUACUAACAAAGAAGUAUCCUUUCUUCAGAGCUUCUGACGAUUUAAGUUCCUUAGCUGAAAUAACUUGCAUUGUAGGAAGUAAGAGACUGCAACAAGCUGCACUAAGUAUUGGCAAGAGAGUGUUUUUGAGUAUUCAAAAACCAAAAGUAGAUUUUAAAUUAUUGUGUCAGAGGAUCCAAAGCAUACAAAGAAACAGCGAAAAUGUGCCAAAUGAACCGGAAAAUACAAUACCUGAAUCUGCCUAUAAUUUACUAGGAAGACUUUUGGAUCCAAAUCCACUCACUCGUAUAACUGCGCAACAGGCUUGCGCCCAUCAGUUUAUAACUACAACAAAUUAAAUUGUAUUUAAAAAAUAUUUAUAAAUA